AUGACACCGGAUAUGGAGGCCGCGGGUCGCGCAACACAUGUGAAUGGGUUCGCCGAUGGCGCAAAGACCACCAAGACGAGUGCCAACCCGUACGAAACCAAUCCAGACCAUAUCCCGCGUGACGACCCCUUUCUCGCCCAAAGCGCACAGUAUGGACGUUACACCCCGCAUUCCGACGAUUUCACCCCUCACUAUAAGCAAUGGUACCACUCUGAUCCCGAUGCAAACGCCUUCUGGGUGGGAGUUGCGGAGAAGUUCUGCACCCCGGAGUACUCGCUAAACACCACCGGGCCCAGGGAAGCAUUCGCUGCAGGCAGCGUGAUCAUAUGGGUUGACCGCGAGUCCGCUGAUGGCGCAGCUGCAGAAGUGUUUUCUUGCGUGAAUGCCAAUGAAUUAUCUGCGGCACGAAAAGUCGAGGAGUCGCUUAAGGAGAUCGGAGUUGCGGUUCCAGUGACAUACUUUUGCGGGACAAUCGAAGGGCGGAAUGUGACAGUGGAAUCACGAAUCCCGGGGGUCUCACUUGAAGUCGCAGGGCGAUACCUCACCCCGAAACAGAUCAAUGCUUUUAAAAACCAAAGUCGCCAAAUUCUGCAAAUUCUCGCCAACAUCGACGCCUCCCUUAACGAACCUACUUAUGUCUGUCGCGGACUCAACUCCCAGGAACCGCCCUCCCGUCAGGAAACGGAGCGCACCAUACUUUUCGCCGAGAAAUCAUUGAAGGAAGAUCUGUGUUUCACUCACAAUGAUUUGGUACCGGCGCAUAUAAUUGUGAAAGAUGACCGGGUUGUGGGCAUUACUGGCUGGCGACAAAGUGGAUAUUUUGGCUUUGAGAGGGCGAAGAAGAUACACCGGUUAUUAAGGAACACUGAUUUACCUAAACCCAAGGGUGGAAAGGGUACGAUAUGGUCAGAUCUCUAUGAUGAUGAUUAUGACCCGAGUCAAAGUACACUGGUCGCGAACAAAGACACUCCCCUCCCAUCUGUCAAAACCGAGCCCAACGGGGAUGAUUUUGAGACCAAAUCUUUUGGUGGCGAUGGCGCAAAUGACUAUCCGACCUCCAAAAAACUUUCUAAUUUGAAAAAUGGCGUGAAUUCCCGGGCAUCAUCAUCCGAUCGGUCCUCCCCCGCAAAUUCUGUGAAGCCUCCGGGCAAAAAGGCCCCUGCCAAAAAGAAGCCAGCUGCCAAGCGCAAGGCGAACGACCCAGAUACAGAUAGUCUGAAUGAUCGUCGAUCCAAUACUCCUGCAUCUCGCGCGACCAAAGCACCUGGUAAAAAGCAGGAUUCUGUGUCGAUCGCAGGAUCUCCUGCGCCCGAAGCAAAAAAGAACCCCAAAAAGCGUACCAAACGGCCAGUUGAGGAAGACGAAGAAGAGUCAGAUGAAAACGCUCUUUUCUGUAUCUGUCGACGACCCGAUAACCAUACAUGGAUGAUCGGGUGUGAUGGUGGAUGCGAAGAUUGGUUCCACGGAAAAUGUGUCAAUAUUGAUUCUCGAGACUCUGAAUUGAUCGAAAAGUACAUAUGCCCAAAUUGCAGCGAGAACGGCAAACGCUGCACCACAUGGAAACCAAUGUGUCGCCUUCUGGAGUGUCGUAAGCCGGCACGCGUUGCUCAAAAGAGCAAAUACUGCUCUGACGAGCAUGGCCAUGAAUUCAUGCGCCGUCAAAUUUGCAACCUCAAAUUGGGACCUGACAGGCAAGGACAAGAGGAUUUAGGUAGCAUGGGCGGUGUUCUCACGCCUGGCGACCUCCGGGCAGCGAUUCUCGGGGUCAAGUCCGUGGCCGAGUUUAGGAAACUCGGUGAUAAAAUUCUGUCACCGUCACCAGAAUCCACCAAGGACGACGUUCCCAUUGGUAACACCCCCAAUGGUGACAUCAAAGAGAAGUCACCAUCGGAUACCAAACAUGAAUUGGACAUCGACGAACACAAUGUUGAAUUUUCAGUCGAGGAAGCAGCAAAGAUCGAGAAGAUCCGAGCACGACGCAACGAGCUCCUCCGCCGCAAAGAUAUGCUUGCUGCUCGUACAAAGUUCGUGACCCUUUUGCGCCAGAGAGCUAAGGGCCUGGUAGAAAGGUUGAGGCAGCAAGAGCCAAAAGGCGGGUGGAAGGACAUCUGCGGGUUUGACAUGCGACUCGCAUGGUCCGACGAGGAAUUCGAUGAUUGGCGGUUGUCCGAAGCUGGAAAACUCGCACUCGUGGAAGGAACAGUUGAAGCUCUGGCUUCUAGCUACCCCGCUGACGACGAUACACCCAUGGGUGGUACAAGUGAAGAAGAAAUAAACUUUUUGACCCGCGGAGUCUGCAUCAAGAAACGUUGCGAGAGACAUAAGCAGUGGACAAAGGUGCAACAACAGGAUAUCGUGUUCGAAGAAGAUACCGCAGAUCAAGAUCUCGCUCAGUGUGCGAUAGAUGAACGCUCCGUCGCUGAGAGGGCUGUCCUGCGGAGGUGGGCAGAAAAAGAAAACAUGCCCACGAAUGCGAAGUAG
Penicillium longicatenatum is the source of this 2481-nucleotide messenger RNA. Its product is annotated as putative PHD transcription factor. Bases 1 to 2481 code for a protein of 826 amino acids. Lineage: Eukaryota; Fungi; Ascomycota; Eurotiomycetes; Eurotiales; Aspergillaceae. The record is from RefSeq and is a predicted model, not a curated record. The transcript is spliced from 2 exons. Gene Ontology annotation, cellular component: Set1C/COMPASS complex. Gene Ontology annotation, biological process: positive regulation of DNA-templated transcription.